AUGCCAGACAAGGUUAUUCUCUUUCGAGGCUUCCCAGCGGAGACAGCAUAUUGUAUAUCUCCAUUUCCUACAAAGCUGGAAUUCCGCCUGCGGCAUGGUCGUCUUCCAUAUCAAGUUGAGGAGGGUUCCUCCACAGCUGCACCAAAGGGUAAAGUUCCCUACGUUGAUCUAAGCGCACUUCAGAACUCGGAGUCUGUUAUUACAGCCCAUUUCGGCGACUCUACGCUGAUUCUUCGUCGUCUGGUGGAUAUGGGACAACUUGAAGAUCUGAAUGCGAACUUGUCGCCAGAACAGAAGAUGGCUGAUCUUGGGAUACGAGCACUCCUCGAAGAUAAGCUGUACUUCUAUAAUAUGCGUGAACGGUGGAUUGACAACUACUAUGUCCAUCGCGAGAUAGCCCUGUGGAAUAAACCACUACCGAUCCGUGUCCUUGUAGGCAUGCUCAUUUAUCGAAGCAUCACUGCUACCUUGCAUGGCCAGGGAACAGGUCGCUUCACUUCAGACGAAAUCGGCCUAUUCAGGGCCGACAUAUGGCAACAAAUCGACCUGCUGUUGAAGUCACGACGGCAAAGACUCACCUCCGAUCAACCAUUUUGGGUCCUGGGGAAUGAAGAACCCACUGAGGCCGACGCAACCUUGUACGGUUUCAUUGUAUCGGCACUGGUUGCUCCUAGUGGACCAACAUCCACGGCAAUCGUAAAGGCCCUUCCAAAUGUGAUGGAAUAUGCCGAAAGAAUUCAUACCUCACUCUUCCCCGACUAUGAUAAAUGGAGCUGA
Exophiala aquamarina CBS 119918 is the source of this 777-nucleotide messenger RNA. RefSeq lists its product as uncharacterized. The transcript has 3 exons. NCBI's taxonomy places the organism in Eukaryota, Fungi, Ascomycota, Eurotiomycetes, Chaetothyriales, Herpotrichiellaceae. The coding region runs from base 1 to 777 and encodes 258 amino acids. The record is from RefSeq and is a predicted model, not a curated record.